This is a messenger RNA of Gossypium raimondii (Peruvian cotton), 1235 nucleotides long. RefSeq lists its product as uncharacterized. Lineage: Eukaryota; Viridiplantae; Streptophyta; Magnoliopsida; Malvales; Malvaceae. Gene Ontology annotation, biological process: alanyl-tRNA aminoacylation; regulation of translational fidelity. The transcript has 8 exons. The record is from RefSeq and is a predicted model, not a curated record. The coding region runs from base 210 to 983 and encodes 257 amino acids. Gene Ontology annotation, molecular function: alanine-tRNA ligase activity; ATP binding; Ser-tRNA(Ala) deacylase activity.
AUGAGCAAAUGACCAACGGAGCCACCACCAAUAUUGAAAUUUCAAAGGACAGUGUGGUUCGAUGACCAAUGAACAAAUUGACUAGAAACAUUAUAGUACCGGUGAGGCCGUCGAUCAAAUUAUAAAACUUUAGCUCCUUCGUUUUGGGAGACCAAGAAUUUUAAACGAGGUUGACUCAGCGGGAAGGAACACAGUGAAGGUGGGCUGCCAUGGAACUCACGACACCAACAAAGCUCGAAUUCUAUGAUCAAAUGUUGAAGCUUCAAUCCAAAGCCAUACUCGUUCAUUACUUCAAGGGCGAUGAUGGAAGGAAAGCUUUGAUUUUAGAUAACACAAUUUUCCAUCCACAAGGUGGUGGUCAACCUUCUGAUACUGGUUUCAUUUGUGUUACUGAUUCGAACCUUAGAUUUUGCGUGCAAGAUGUUCGAUCAAAAGACGGAGUGGUGUUCCAUUAUGGAGUUGCUGAGGAUUCUAGUAUGGAAAAUGAAUUAGAGCAAGGAAAAGGAAAAGAAGUGAUUUUGCAAGUGGACGAGUCACGGCGGAGGCUGAAUUCUAGGCUGCACUCAGCUGGGCAUUUGCUUGAUGUUUGCAUGAGAAAUGUUGGUUUUGGGCAUUUGGAGCCUGGGAAAGGCUAUCACUUUCCGGAUGGGCCCUUUGUGGAAUAUAAGGGUACUGUUCCACUGAACGAAUUGCAAAACAAGCAAAGGGAAAUAGAGAUAGAAGUUAAUGCCUUGAUAUCGAAGGGAGGGAAAGUUAACGCCACGGUACUACCAUAUCGAGAAGCUGCUGAGCUAUGUGGUGGUUCUCUUCCUGAUUACAUUCACCCGGGAAGCAAUCCUCGUAUCAUAAAGUUAGGGGACAACCCCGGUUGCCCUUGUGGUGGCACCCAUGUUUCCGAUGUUUCAGAGAUCUUAAGUAUGAAGGUCUCUCAAAUUCGCACUAAGAAGGGAAUGACAAAAGUGUUCUACACCAUCGGCACCUGACAUAAACGGCAUGAAAUGCUUUUGUUGGGUAAAAGUAUCAUGGAGGCUCUUAUACGAAGAGUCAGAUUGCAUUUUGCCAUCUUUAUUCAAUAAAUGGAUAAAUUAAUCUUUAUACAAUAUGCAAAUUGACUCCUAGUACAAAAGUUCUUAUGCUAUUGUUACUGCUUUUAUUGAUAAAAGUAUUAUUGCAUAUAUCAAAUGAUGUAUAUCCCUACCAUGAAGUUGGAAAAAUUAAUUCAAUCAUGUCACUUA